GUCCGGAGCAAGAAAUUUGUGGCACAACUUCCACCAUACGAACGACUCGAAACGUCAACAGCUGGAUGUAUGAAGUGUGGCUGUGAGAAAGGCUAUUACACCGAAGUUACUAACACAGUGUAGCUUUAACAUUUUUUGCCAUGUUUUCAGUCAUCGAGAAUCGCAUCAAUUGAAAGUAUUAUCGUCAAAGCAGCAGCGGCUCUCUGACCUUUUGAGGAAAUCCGUUUGAGUGAUCUGCAUUUAACAGGUGAGAGCAGAGUUUAGUUAGUUAAUUCGUUAGUAGAUUCACGUUAAGUACCCCUUAAAAGACAUGGCCAGCAGCAGCAGUGGUAGUGUGGACAUGGAUCCAGAUGUUGCCCUGAGGCUUUUCGAGGAGGGAGCUACCCUCGUGCUGCUGGGUGUUCCUCAGGGUACAGAGCUCGGAAUCGACUGCAAGAGUUGGCAAGUGGGUCCUCGUUUCCGGGGUGUUAAAAUGAUCCCCCCUGGUCUGCACUUCCUCCACUACUGCUCGUCAGGCUAUGGAGGACAAAUUGGCCCGAAGACAGGCCUCUUCCUCUCUCUCAAACCCAGAGAGAUCAUACUGGCCAACUGGGACGCCAAGGAAGAAGAUCUGGACUUCUCAGCCUCCAAGAAUGAAGAGGAGUUGAGUCGGAUUCGUGCCAGCUUGCGCGAGCUGGAUCCUUACCUGGGCCCCUAUCCCUAUGAGGUGAUGAGGAAGUGGGUGUCCCUCACUGACCGUAUCAGUGAGGAAAUGGCCAAAAACUUGCAGCCUCUCUCAGGUCGAGUAUGUGCAUUCAGUGACGUGAUUCCCGAGCUUCAGUUCACACACACCAAAGACAGGGCGGAGCAGCCGAGGAAUGACACGGCCUGUCAGAGCAUGAAAGAGGGGCUUGACAGGCUCCCCAAGAUGAAACAAAGGGAGGGUACGGAGUUGCGCUUCUCUGUCAUCCCUAAGAAGACCUACCCUCCCGGGGCUACGCCGGCUGAGAUCACCAAGUGCAGCAUGGACCUGAGCUACGCUCUGGAGACGGUGCUGGAGAAGAACCACAUGCAGGAGGCUCUUAACGUGCUAGGUGAGCUGCAGUUUGCCUUUGUGUGUUUUCUCUUUGGAAAUGUGUACGAGGGCUUCGAGCACUGGAAGUGCCUCCUCGCUCUGCUGUGCCGCUCAGAGGAGUCCAUUCUGAAGCGCAAGGACCUCUACCUGGGGCUCAUCGCCGUGCUCUACCACCAGCUUGGAGAAAUACCUCCUGAUUUUUUUGUUGACAUUGUAUCUCAAAACAACUUCCUUACCUCCACGCUGCAGGAUUUUUUCCAGUUUGCCAUUGGGCCUGGUGUAGAUGCCAACCUGCGUAAGAGAGCAGAGAAAUUCAAAGCCCACCUGACCAAGAAGUUCAGAUGGGAUUUCGAUUCAGACUUGGACGACUGUGAACCUGUUGUGGUGGAGCUGCCUGAAGGUGUGACAGUCGACUGAAACUACUCAAUGGACUCUCCUCACCGAGAAAAAGGAACACAGAAGGAGAUCCACAAAGUAUCUUAUGCUACAGUCACACUAGGGAAAACAGUGGGUGGAGACGACGGCACGACCAAACAUUUUUGCAACUGACUGAUCUCAUUGGCUUUCAAAUAGUUGCUUUGAAGAUGGCGACCAAGUCUGUGAUCACUUGCAGACAGCUGCUAUCUUUAAAGUGGAUUUGGUGAUGGUGAUAAAAUGGCAAUACACUGAAAUUCACAUUAUGUACUUACAUUCAGAGUCCAGCUAGGACCUGAUAGUUUUGAAGCAUAAUUUCAGACAUUUCUACACGAAUGGUGACACAGCUGCUGCAGGACGAUGAUUCAGCUGCAGAGUCACA
This is a messenger RNA of Haplochromis burtoni (Burton's mouthbrooder), 1850 nucleotides long. RefSeq names its product AAR2 splicing factor (gene aar2). The record is from RefSeq and is a predicted model, not a curated record. Gene Ontology annotation, biological process: spliceosomal tri-snRNP complex assembly. Bases 311 to 1471 code for a protein of 386 amino acids. The transcript is spliced from 3 exons. NCBI's taxonomy places the organism in Eukaryota, Metazoa, Chordata, Actinopteri, Cichliformes, Cichlidae.